Molecule: messenger RNA, 1986 nt
Organism: Lachancea thermotolerans CBS 6340
Lineage: Eukaryota; Fungi; Ascomycota; Saccharomycetes; Saccharomycetales; Saccharomycetaceae
Gene: GRS1
Product: glycine--tRNA ligase
Exons: 1
Coding region: 1-1986 (661 amino acids)
Biological process (GO): mitochondrial glycyl-tRNA aminoacylation
Cellular component (GO): cytoplasm; mitochondrion
Molecular function (GO): glycine-tRNA ligase activity; ATP binding
Source: RefSeq, a predicted model, not a curated record
AUGAGCGUUGAAGAGGUUGCCCAAGCCAAGAACGCUGUGGAAUUCUCGAGAGAGAACCUCGAGAGUGUCCUGAAGAGAAGAUUCUUUUUCGCCCCAUCUUUUGAGUUGUAUGGUGGUGUUUCAGGGCUGUAUGACUACGGUCCUCCGGGCUGUGCCUUCCAGGCCAACGUCAUCGAUGUGUGGAGAAAACACUUUAUCCUGGAAGAAGACAUGCUAGAGGUGGACUGCUCCAUGUUGACUCCAUACGAGGUUUUGAAGACCUCCGGUCACGUUGACAAGUUCUCUGACUGGAUGUGCAGAGACUUGAAGACUGGUGAGAUUUUCAGAGCUGACCACUUGGUCGAGGAAGUUUUGGAAUCCCGUUUAAAGGGCGACCAAGAAGCCCGUGGUUUGACAAAGGACGCCAACGCCAAUGCCCAGGAGGACGCCGACAAGAAGAAGAGAAAGAAGAAGGUCAAGGAAAUCAAGGCCGUUAAGCUCGAUGACAACGUUGUCAAGGAGUACGAGGAAAUCUUGGCUAAAAUUGAUGGAUACUCCGGCCAGGAAUUGGGUGAGCUGAUGAUUAAGUACAACAUCGGUAACCCUGUGACUGGGGAGGCCUUGGAGCCCCCAAUGGCCUUCAACCUUAUGUUCGAGACUGCCAUUGGUCCUUCCGGCCAGCUAAAGGGUUACUUGAGACCUGAAACUGCCCAAGGUCAGUUUUUGAACUUCAACAAGCUCUUGGAAUUUAACAACCACAAGACUCCAUUUGCUUCUGCAUCCAUUGGUAAGUCCUUCAGAAACGAAAUCUCUCCUAGAUCAGGCUUACUGAGAGUUCGUGAAUUUCUGAUGGCAGAGAUUGAGCACUUUGUCGACCCUCUAAACAAGACUCACCCUCGUUUCGACGAGGUCAAAAACAUCAAGCUGAGAUUUUUGCCUCGUGAGGUCCAGCAGUCCGGUUCAACUGAGCCUAUCGAAACAACGAUUGAGGACGCCGUUGCCACUAAAAUGGUCGACAACCAAACUUUGGGUUACUUCAUCGCUAGAAUCUACUCCUUCUUAAUGGCCAUUGGUGUGGACUCUAACAAGCUGAGAUUCCGUCAACACAUGGCUAACGAAAUGGCCCACUACGCUGCCGACUGUUGGGAUGCGGAAUUGAAGACCUCUUACGGUUGGAUCGAGUGUGUCGGUUGUGCGGACAGAUCUGCUUACGACUUGACUGUCCACGCCAACAAGACCAAAGAAAAGUUAGUUGUGAGACAAAAACUAGAGGAGCCUGUCCAAGUCACCAAAUGGGAGAUUGAAUUGACCAAGAAGCUUUUCGGCCCUAAGUUCAGAAAAGACGCGCCAAAGGUUGAGAGCUUCCUGUUGAACCUAUCACAAGAGGAGUUGGAGGCCAAGGCGAAGGAGCUAAAGGCCGGCGGGAAGAUUGUUUUCGAGGUCGAAGGCAUGGACAGCCAAAUCGAGUUGGAUGACAAGUUUGUCUCCAUUGAGCAAGUUACCAGAACAGAACACGUCAGAGAGUUUGUUCCUAACGUCAUUGAGCCCUCCUUCGGUAUCGGCCGUAUCAUCUACUCUGUGUUCGAGCACGUUUUCUGGUCUAGGCCAGAGGACUCCGCCAGAGCUGUGCUUUCUUUCCCACCUUUGGUGGCUCCUACCAAGGUUCUUUUGGUGCCCUUGUCAAACCACCCAGACUUGAGCUCUGUUGCUCACCAAGUUUCCAAGGUCUUCAGAAAAGAGAAGAUUCCUUUCAAGGUGGACGACUCUGGUGUGUCUAUUGGUAAGAGAUAUUCCCGUAACGACGAGUUGGGUACACCAUUCGGCGUCACCAUCGAUUUUGAGUCUGCUAAGGACGGCACUGUCACCUUGAGAGAAAGAGAUUCCACCAAGCAGGUCAGAGGUACUGUCGAAGAAGUGGUCAAGGCCAUCCGUGACAUUACCUACAACGGUGUUACAUGGGAAGAAGGUACCAAAUCCCUAAAACCUUUCGAAACUCAAUCCGAGUAG